AUGGCACAAUUAGAAGAUCCAGAGACAUUGCAAAGCCCGUAUUUCAAGAUACAAAGUACUCUUGAGCCAGAAAGUCUCACAGAGACGUCUAUUAAACUGUUGAAUGCCAUCAAAUCAGAACCGAAACUAACUGAAUCGUAUUGUUUGGAAGUGCGGUUUGAGGAGAACAAAGCCUUCUUUGUGGCCUGUCUAAAUCCUGUUUUGUGGUUUGAUGUUUACUUACGGGGAAAACCUCUAGAAGAAGCAACUAAACUUGCAAGAAUGUUUGUCACCAAUACACGAUUAGUGGUGCCUGUUGAAAAAAUUGCACUGUUUGAAGUCGAGCAUAAUAAAACUGUCAAUGAUUUGGCAUUUACUCAAUGUAAAUUCGGUAGAAAUUGUUGGGAUCGUAAGCAAGGCAACUGCAAGAGUGUCAAUACAAUAGACUGCAAUAUUAACACAGAGAAUUCUUUAAGUCGAGAUCAUCUGGAUGCUAUGUGUAAAGGAACUACAAAAACACGGGAUGGGCGUGAUACCGUUUGUAGCUAUUAUGUUAUUGGUAAUCUUAUUGUAUGGGAACGAACAAAGUAUUACAUAUUGUUUAGACGAGAACCGAUUCGUGGUUUACUAAUGAUUCCUCGUCCCAACGAUGACACAAAAAACAAUUUUAAUCACUUCGACAACACGUCGAUAAUCAAAAAUAAGCAAUUUUGGCAAGAUUUAUUAGAAGAACGAGGACGAUUGGGAUUUAACAUGGUUUCUCUUAACUAUGGGACGUGGGAGACAGGGCAGGCUAAAGCAAAAGACAAAUAUGCACAAAAUUGUCAUGCGCAUGUCCAUCUUAAUUUCGACGACACGGAAUGGGAAAAGGUGAAGACUAUGGCCCCUGAGAAUAUAAAGCCGUUGCUUGAUUCUCGUGAUUCACUUGAACCCAGUAAUCUUCUCAAGAAUUGCCAUGAACUAGAAAGUUAUCGAUUACAAAUAGUGGAAGCACACUUCUCUGAAACGAAUAACAAGAUGGAUACCGUUGUUGCAAGCUUCUCAGAAACGAAUAACAAGAUGGAUACCGUUGUUGCAAGCUUCUCAGAAACAAACAAGAAGAUAGAUGCGUUUUCGAAGAAGAUGGAUAUUGUGGCUACAAACUUCUCAGAAACAAGCAAGAAGAUAGAUACUGUUGUCACUAGCCUCUCAGAAACAAACAUAAAGCUAUCUGAGCUUAUCGAAAUUUUAUUGUCAAAGGAACGACAAAAUGAUGAAAAAAGAAAUUAA
Molecule: messenger RNA, 1248 nt
Organism: Rhizophagus irregularis DAOM 181602=DAOM 197198
Lineage: Eukaryota; Fungi; Glomeromycota; Glomeromycetes; Glomerales; Glomeraceae
Source: RefSeq, a predicted model, not a curated record